This is a messenger RNA of Wasmannia auropunctata (little fire ant), 3468 nucleotides long. It is a transcript of the gene nAChRalpha6, whose product is annotated as neuronal acetylcholine receptor subunit alpha-7. The coding region runs from base 787 to 2478 and encodes 563 amino acids. Lineage: Eukaryota; Metazoa; Arthropoda; Insecta; Hymenoptera; Formicidae. Gene Ontology annotation, cellular component: postsynaptic membrane; synapse; neuron projection. Gene Ontology annotation, biological process: nervous system process; regulation of membrane potential; monoatomic ion transmembrane transport. Gene Ontology annotation, molecular function: transmembrane signaling receptor activity; acetylcholine-gated monoatomic cation-selective channel activity. The transcript has 14 exons. The record is from RefSeq and is a predicted model, not a curated record.
ACAGUUAUAGUGAAUAUUUUAAAAUAAGGAUAAAAUUUAAAACUAUUGUAGUUUUCAAAUACUUUUUGCUUCAGCAAUAUAUUAAGAAAUCUAGGUGAUAUAUAUUUUAUACUAAAAUAAUUUCAUCUUGACGAGCUGUGACCAAUUUUUAGUCUAACAUAAAUCUAAAAUAUUGAAUAGUGCAUGAUUGUCUAAACAAGGAAAAUUCAAGCUUAUAACUAACGCAUGAUUAAAAAGCUAUAAUAAACAUUAGUAUUUGUCGAUGAGUAUUUCAGCACGCAUUAACAACUGAAAGCAAUCUCGCUGAAUUCAGAAGAUAACGUAAACGCAUGCCGUGAAACGACGCCGCGCGCGAUGGGAAGUGAGUGCGAGAGAGGGUUCGUUCACACGUACGAAAUCAUUAUUUUCAGGAUCCCCCGUGAGAAUGCUCGAAACGUUGGGAAGCACCAUCGCGCGAACGUAGCGCGUUCUCUCUGCGAACGAUAAAACGCCGGCACCUCACAGCGAUCGGGAAUAACGCACAACCGAGGCGCGCGGAAGAACGCUUGGUUAUGACGGCGAAGUCGGGGGGUGCGUUAGCGAGGGCAUCGAGUAUCGAUUAGCGGACGAUUCGCGCGGAAUUGAACUCGACUCGUGACACCCUGCACGAUGAUGAUAAUCAGUGACGCAGCGGGUGACAAAGCGCUUCCGGGCGAUACUCGCGGCGGUGACCGCUGCGUGUAGAAGUGAACACGCAAAAUUGUGCAGUGCAUCACGGUCACGACGGGGUACGUCGGGACCGGAUAGAUGAACAUCGGCAUGUCGGUGUCGCGCCUCGACCUGGGCCUGCAAAAUUCAUCUGCCAUGGCGCACGAGGCAAGAGGUCUACCGCAGUUGCGAAUAAAGUUUCAUAAUACGAUCGCCGCCGGUCUCCAAAUAGUCCUCUUGCUCACCGUCCUACCUCAAGAAAGCCUUUGCGGGCACCACGAGAAACGCUUACUGAAUCACCUGCUGGCAAAUUACAACACCUUGGAACGACCGGUCGCGAACGAGAGCGAGCCACUGGAGGUGAAGUUUGGCAUCACUCUGCAGCAAAUCAUCGACGUGGAUGAAAAGAACCAAAUACUCACGACCAACGCGUGGUUGAAACUGGAGUGGACGGACUAUAACCUCCAGUGGAACGAGUCCGAGUACGGCGGAGUGAAGGACCUUCGAAUUACGCCGAACAAGCUUUGGAAACCGGAUAUCCUCAUGUACAACAGUGCGGAUGAGGGUUUCGACGGGACGUACCAAACAAACGUGGUGGUCACGCAUAACGGCAGUUGCCUGUACGUCCCUCCGGGCAUCUUCAAGAGCACAUGCAAGAUAGACAUCACUUGGUUCCCCUUUGACGACCAACACUGUGACAUGAAGUUCGGAUCCUGGACCUACGACGGCAACCAGCUCGAUCUGGUACUCAACUCAGAGGAGGGUGGUGACUUAUCCGAUUUCAUCAUGAACGGGGAAUGGUACCUCAUCGGUAUGCCGGGGAAGAAGAACACGAUAAUGUAUCAAUGCUGCCCGGAGCCGUACGUUGACGUCACGUUCACGAUACAGAUACGCAGGAGGACCCUCUACUACUUUUUCAACUUGAUCGUGCCCUGCGUGCUGAUAUCGAGCAUGGCCCUACUGGGCUUCACCCUGCCGCCCGAUUCCGGCGAGAAGCUCACCCUAGGAGUGACCAUUCUGCUGUCGCUGACAGUUUUCCUGAACCUCGUGGCAGAAAGCAUGCCGACGACUUCGGACGCUGUCCCUUUAAUAGGAGUGACCAUCUUGCUAUCGCUGACGGUGUUCCUGAACCUCGUCGCCGAGACCCUGCCCCAGGUCUCCGACGCAAUACCCCUGUUAGGAUCAUACUUCAAUUGCAUCAUGUUCAUGGUGGCGAGCAGCGUCGUGCUGACCGUUCUGGUGCUCAACUAUCAUCACAGAUCGCCCGACAGAUACGUGAUGCCAAAUUGGAUUAAAUUACUGUUUCUACAAUGGCUGCCGUGUGUGUUGCGCAUGAGUCGGCCGGGCAAGAAGAUCACGAAGAAGACCAUCCUCAUGAGUAAUCGGAUGAAGGAGCUGGAGCUGCAGGAGAGGAGCAGUAAGAGUUUACUGGCGAACGUUUUAGAUAUCGACGAUGAUUUUCGCCAUGGGAACAGCGCCGCGAAUCCUGCCUCGGGCUAUAUAAGCAGGUCGGCGUACGGCACACCGCUGACGAGCAGGCCGGCGACGGUCGAGGAGACUUCGGCAUCGUUGCCUCUCAGCGGCAUGCAGAGGGAACUCCAUACGAUUCUCAAGGAAUUGCAGUUCAUCACAAGCCGCAUGAAAAAGGCAGACGAGGACGACGAGGUUAUUAGCGACUGGAAGUUCGCCGCCAUGGUGGUCGACAGGCUUUGCCUGUUCAUCUUCACGUUAUUCACGGUUUUGGCUACGGUGGUGAUACUGUGUCGUGCGCCACACAUAAUCGUCCAGUAAUAGACUGCCCCGGUCGAACCGAAAAAAUACAUAAAACAUGCCAGGGAUAGCGCCUCCUGGAAUAUCCGGAACGACGUCCGGCACGAUUCGAGGAGGCGGCUACGGAGCACGUCGAAGUGAAAGCGGAGAAAGCGCGGGAAAAUAAAAAUAGACGGACUCGUUAGCCCCUGUCGCGCCCUUCUGCGCAACUCACCCCUCAUCCGGGAGGGGGGAGGAGGAGGGAGAGGGGAAGAGGGAACAAGGGAACGUGUUCUCGCGUUCUCGGAUUCCUCACAGCUGGGAAUUACCGCCGGUUUGUGCGCGACGGUUCCUUCUCGCGACGUGCUUUCGCUCAAACGCGAAGGAAGCAAGAGUGAGACCACCGACGACGUUCAACGGGAAAAGCCACGGGGAGGAUCGACUUCCGGCAGCGACGGCGACGGCGGACGCCAUCGUAGUCUUUUAGCGGACGGGGCACGCGCCUGGGAAAAUGUUUCCGGAUUCAAGAGGAGGGAACACGAAGGGAAUGGGAACAAGGAUCCGAUCGCCGACGUCACGCUCCGUUACGGCUGCGUUAUUUCGUUUAAGUGACUUAAUUAACGUUUCUAGUGUGCGGAACCGGUAGGUAAACGACGCGCGACGCGAGCUGGACGGAGAUUUAGAGGAGGGUGCCUCUAAAUCGUAGGACGAAGGUAGGUGCAGGCGAAAGGGAAAGAGAGAUAAGCACGCGCUGUCGAGUGUAUCUAAUUGCGUUUCGCGAGCUCCUAUCGAUCGCGAUAUCGACCGGCGAUCGCCCGCGGCUGUCGCCGGUGUACGGCGAUCGCCGGUCGUUCUCAUUUCGACGACCGAUGCGAUUUCGCGAGGUAAGGGACGCGCGACAAGUCGACGGCGGCGUCACGAGACAGAAGGAGAUCGCGCAGUCCUCGGAAAGAGCGUUGUUGCGGCCUUUCGAUAAUAGUAACAAUAACGAUAAUAUUUCUUAUAAUAAUGAGAAUAAUAAUUAACGAUAAU